AUGGUCGUCUGCUGGCAAAGAAUUGUUUUUGGCUUGUUCCUUCACUACACGCUCCUCUUGGCUCAAUGUCCACCACUGGGUUCAGUCUUGCCAGCUCCGACCGGUCUGAGCCAGAGUUCGGUAUUUCAAGAGCUCGCCACGCAGAUCAAUGCACAGUUACAGAAUACUAGCUCUACCCUCAACCAGACCGCUGUCUCGAUUGGAGUGCGCAGUCUCCACGACUCCGGCCCUCUUGUGAACUUCCAUUACACUCCGUCCAAGUUCAACACCACUGGCGUGCACAAGGUCGACGGGAACACCGUUUACCGUAUUGGCAGUACUUCCAAGCUCUUCACCGCUCUUAGUAUCCUUCAGCUGGAAGGGAAGGUCAAUCUAUCCGAUUCAGUCACGAAAUACGUCCCCAAACUUGGCGAUCUUUCCGGAGCCAACAAAAGCCUCACAAAGGUGGAUUGGGAUUCGGUCACUAUCGAGGCAUUGUUGAGUCACAUGGGCGGAGUUCCUGCGGACCUUUCCAACAGCGCAAUUCAAUAUGUCCCAGGUCUUACUCAAGAAAUUGGGCUACCACAGUUGCCGCAGUCUCAGCAGUCGCUUCCAUGCGGCGAUGCUCCUGGUGAGCCAGGAUGCACCUGGGAUGUGUUCCUCAAUAACAUCGGCCGGAGACCUCCAGUGUAUCGACCAUUUACCACGCCUGUCUAUUCCAACGUCGGCUACGCAGUCCUUGGUCGCGUUAUCGAGAACGUUAGUGGGAAGACAAAUGCAGAGUAUCUUCAGCAGAAUAUCAUCAACAAGGCCAGCAUGAACCGUACUACGAUAGGAAGCCCUCCCGCCAGCAGCCUUGGUUUCAUCCCAGCCGAGUCGAACUGGUGGGGUAAUUCUAUUGGAUACGAGGAUCCUUCCGGCGGUAUCUAUGCGAGCAACAACGACCUCCUUUCUUUCGGCACGGCAAUCUUGUCCAACACUCUCCUCGACUCCGAACGAACGCGUACAUGGAUGAAACCCGUCACUUUCACAUCGUCGAUGGGUGUCGCCGUCGGCGCGCCGUGGGAAAUCGCUCGGGGACCCAAUCUCACCUCCUGGGACGGUCGAAUCAUCGAUUUCUACACCAAGACCGGCAAUCUGGGCGACUACACGGCCAUCCUCGUGCUUGUGCCGGACUACGACCUGGUCCUUGCCAUGAACGUGGCAGGUCCGGACGGCACUAUCGGAGUCAUCCAGGUCAUUUUCUCGGCGCUCGUCCAAACCCUCAUGCCGGUCGUCGACCAGAUCGGGAAGAGCCAAGCUUCCCAGAAGUUCUCGGGCACGUUUGCUGCUGCUGCUGCUGCUGCGAAACAAAACUCGAGCCUCUCGAGCCUGGCGUUGUCGGUCGACGACAAGUUUGGUGGACUGCUCGUGUCGAAUUUCUCGGCCAACGGCGUCGACGUGGCCAAGGGGUUCUCGGCACUGAACGGUUACGACCCCGCGCAGGAGCCGACUACCAUCCGCUUGUACCCUACGAAUUUGAAACAGGGCAACGAGUCGGCGUGGCGGGCUGUCUACACGAUCGGCACGGCUGAUGCGCAGCUGUUCUUCCCGCAGGGCAGUUGCCAGACUUGGACGGAGAUCGAUCUGACGACGUACGGGUUGGAGGCUCUGGAUUACUUUGUGCUGACGGAGAAUGAGAGUGGGAAGGUCGUUGCCGUGGAGCCCAAGGCGUGGAGGCUGGUGUUGGAGAGGGCGGAUUGA
Messenger RNA from Exophiala xenobiotica, 1722 nucleotides. RefSeq lists its product as uncharacterized. The record is from RefSeq and is a predicted model, not a curated record. The transcript has 4 exons. Lineage: Eukaryota; Fungi; Ascomycota; Eurotiomycetes; Chaetothyriales; Herpotrichiellaceae. The coding region runs from base 1 to 1722 and encodes 573 amino acids.